UAUGUUAAUAGCAUCCUUUUAAAUUCUACUUUCAAUAAACUUAGCUGCUAUUUCAGUACUGUCCUACAACUAUUUAAUUGUAAAUAUGUUAUUGAAUUUUAGAGCCAAAAAGAAGUAGUAUUCAAAUCGUAUUAUAACUAAGAAUAGGUGGAAAACAUGAAUCACAUUGAAUAAAUAAAUAAUGCUCUAUUUCCCUUACUUGAGGAUAUAUCUGUAAUAAUUUAUGUAAUAAGUUAGUUUGACCCUGAAUUCAGGAUAUACAGAUAUACUGACACAUUGAAUUGCCCAAUUGUGAUGAAUUAGGAUGAAUGCCAUGUCGAGACUUGCAAUUUAAAAAAUUUUGAAGGAGAAGAUUCUAUAAUAACAGUGGACUUGAAAUAUAAUGGAGAAAAAUACACAGGACAAUAAGGCUAAAAUAUAUGGCUCAACAUUUAUGAAGAACUUGGAAAGAAUUCCACUUCAGAGAUACAUAAUCAUUUCAUAAAUCUAAUAAAGGGAAUUCAUUCAUCAAUAUCUGUCUCAAUCACUGAGUAAUUUGAUUAUGGAACUAAAACAGGAGCUAAUGUAGACUUCUUCUUUUUGCGUGUUGGUUACUAUCCAGAUAGAAUUUAUAAUCUUUAUUUUUUGCAGUCAUUCUUAAUACAAGCCUCCAAGUUUCUCUACCUUAAUAAAACUGAAUUGCCUUAAUUAACCUAAUUGAAGGUGUAAGGAGUGUUAUCCUCAUACAAUUUGAUGCCACUUUAUAAGUUUGACUACUUCUAGAAUUUAACCUAAUAGGAUUUAGAAUAGUUUAGAAAUGAUACUCUAUUGCUCAAUAAUUAUAUGGAUUGUGUGCAUUGCAAAAGAUGCAAGGUAAAUGGAAAACUAUAAAUUCAUGGGUUGGAAACAUCUAUUGAUCUUUUAUUCCAUAGGGAAAAAGGAGUAGAAUUAGAAAAAAAUGACGUGAUAGCCUUCUUAAAUACUUUUUAAAAGAUAUCCAGCUCAGUGAAAUCAAUAGAAUCGAUGUUCGAAAGAAGAACAUAAACUCUCUUUCAAUAUUGUAAAUUAUCUGGAUUUGGAUUCGUAUUUUUGGUUUUCUUAUCCCUAGUGGCCAUUUUGAUGAAGAGAUGA
This is a messenger RNA of Paramecium octaurelia, 1110 nucleotides long. The record is from the annotation of a GenBank genome assembly. Lineage: Eukaryota; Ciliophora; Oligohymenophorea; Peniculida; Parameciidae.